AUGUCCGAAAAAUACGGUGUAAAUGCGGUGGUGAGCGAGGUCGACGAUUUCCAACGAUUCAAGCAUAUCCACUGGCGAGCACCGAUUGUCAUGGGUGUCAGCUUUCUCGGAGGUGUCGUUCUGAUGGCAUUACACCACGUAUUAUACCAGACUAUAGAUGGCGAACCUGCAACCGCGGCUGCCGUCCAGUCAUGGGUUAUCCGAGCCGGCACUGCGUUGGCUUUCAUUUCGAAGCUAUGUCUUGCGAUCGGUACAGGAGUUGCAUACGAUCAGUGGAUGUGGGUGGACCUACACUCAAAGCCGCACGAAAUUGGAUGUUUGGAUUCAAUGUUUGCAAUCCUCCAAAACGCCUUCGAAUUUCUGAAACUACGAGUAUGGUUCAAUAGGCCGGCAUUGGUCUUUCUGGCCGCCGUCACCUGGCUACUACCCAUAUCCUCCAUAUUCACGCCGGGCACAAUAUCGAUCCAGUCUGUUCCAGUGACCGUAAAUGGAACGUUGCAGGUUCCCCAGCGGUCAUAUACUACUGCCAGCGACCUAUAUUGCGGAACAUCAACUGACGGGAACCUGACUUCAUACCAGUCUUUGGCGACAGGACUUCUCAAUCCGACUUUUGCUACCCUUCUCGCCAAUAGCGUUCUCCCUGUCCAGGCCUCGCCUACUAAUCUCACUUACGACCUUGGAUUUUACGGACCCGCAGUCUCGUGCCAACCCUCCAGCGACCAAGAUUUUCAAUGGGCAAAGAAGGCAAUUUCGGGAUACGAGAACAUGACGAACACCAGGGUGUUUUAUUUUGGCUGGGUUCCGCAGUCAGGAUGGGGACCCGAGGUGAACGGGUCGUUUUUCGCUUCAACCGAUGUUCAAAUUGGCAACUUCCGGAUUGACUUCCAGUCGCAAGAUGCUGCGCGGGUCUUUGUCUAUCUCAACACGACCGGCGUUGAUGCAAAGGGACACCGAGCCCCUUUUGUCCAGGCACCUGCCGCGCAAAUGAUGACAUGUGCACUUUACAACGCGUCCUAUGCGGCGCAUUUCGACGUUGAAAGCACUGGAUCACAGAGAGUCACGGCAUACCAAACCUUUCAGAACUGGAUGGCGGCUUCUAGCACCAUGAACGGGACUGCCAGCGAUCCCUUGGUCACCCUUCAAAUGAAUAUGCAAGCUGUCAUGGAGGCUUUCGGUAUGAUGAUCAUUGGGCCCAUAACAUAUUCAAAUGUGGACCAGGGUCCUACUCUAAACUCGGUGUAUGCAUUAAGCAUGAAUCCAGCCAUGUUUCCGUCUCAACCAGGACUGAAUCAGACCGAGAUGACUCUUCGAUCGAUGAAGUUGAAUGAAGCUCUAUUUCAGAAUAUUACGCUCAGCAUGCGUUAUGGGGUAUCCUCCGGAAUUGUGUUCUCUGAUGAGACUGCAGCUGCAGUUGUCAAAGCAGAUUUCGAGCCACAAUUUGUCUAUCAACCGCGAACGUUGCUCAUAGCAUACGGAAUUAACACUCUGUUUGCUUUUAUAUGCGUCAUGAUGGGGGUCCAUGCUCUGCUCCAAAACGGGGCGUCUUACACAAAUUCUUUCUCGACCAUUGUCAGAGUCACGCGAGAUCCUUCUCUGUCCAGAUUGAUUGCAGACGAAGGGGCCCUGCAAGGGGCAGAGCCUGUGCCCAAACACAUCCGCAGGGCAGAGGUCCGCUUAGGGCGAAUGGCGAAAACCUCGAUUAGCAACUCUUCUAGUUGGCUGUGA
Capronia epimyces CBS 606.96 is the source of this 1725-nucleotide messenger RNA. RefSeq lists its product as uncharacterized. The record is from RefSeq and is a predicted model, not a curated record. Lineage: Eukaryota; Fungi; Ascomycota; Eurotiomycetes; Chaetothyriales; Herpotrichiellaceae. The transcript has 3 exons. Bases 1 to 1725 code for a protein of 574 amino acids.